GCUGCCAUUCGUGAAUUUCAGGGUGUUAUUCCCAGAUAUUUGCUGGCAGCAUUCCAUCUUAUGGGUGCACAUCCAUUUGAACGCUUGGAUUUAGUUAUCAUGCCGACAUGUUUUGCCAGUUUAGGAUUUGCAAGUCCCAGUGUUUCAUUCCUGUCUGAGUCGUUAUUAUGCGGGGAUGGCAGUAUGUGUUGUAGAUUGGCUCACGAGAUUACCCAUUCCUGGUUUGGUUUUUCAAUUGGUGCUGCUGACUGGAAUGAGGAAUGGCAGAGUGAAGGAUUUGCUACGUAUAUGGAAGACCAUAUCCAGGCAUUAGCCAGGCAGUGGUCUGUGGAUGAGAAAAGCCAGCAAUUAGAUCUUCAUGCCCGACUGAGGUACAACAUACUGAAGUCAGAUCUAGCAAAUACAGAUGACAACCUUCAAACUUUAAAACCAAGUAAACACAUAGAUGACGACGAACAUAUUGACUGCAUACAAGAUGGGUUAAAUCCUGAGAAAUGGUUGACGCAAAUACACCAUAUAAAAGGAUACUUUCUUUUAAGAUACCUGUCAAAAUUGGUUGGAGAAGAGAUAUUCUUUCAAGUGCUACAAACAUACAUCAAAAAUUUCCAUGGCAACCUGGUACCCUCGAAGAAGUUCUUUGACACAUUAUUCAACAUAUGUCCUUUUUUACACGAUGAAGGUUUCACUAUAGAUGCUAUAUACAAAGAUUGGUUAGAUUUUCCUGGGAUGCCUUUCAUUCUACAGAAUCAGUUACCAUGGAAACAGGACAAUCCACUCAUUAAUGAAGUGUACACUGAGGUUGAAAAAUGGAAAUGCAGAGACAAAGCUUUGAGAAGAAAAAGAAAGCGUAAAAGGGCAAAAGUGGGACAUUUGAAGACAACACAGUUAUCUCCUGCUCAACUUGUUCUGUUCCUUGACACACUAUUAGAAUUGAAUGUUAUAUCAACACACACUUUAAAAGAACUAGAUGCCAUUUAUGGUUUUUGUCACCAGAAUGCAGAAAUACAGCAUCGUUGGUGUGAACUGAUUGUCAAAUUUCAAUUUCUGCAGAAGUAUGAUGAUAUCAAAUCUUUUUUAAUCAACCACCAGUCAAUGGGUGUAUAUUUAUAUGGAGAACUGACUCUAUCAGGAAAUACUCAUCAAAGACAACUUGCCGAGGAGUGUUUUAGCAGAGUGAAGGAUGACAUGGAUCAAGUGUGUUAUAAAGCUGUUUGGAAUAUGAUAUAUGGAUAA
Molecule: messenger RNA, 1233 nt
Organism: Saccoglossus kowalevskii
Lineage: Eukaryota; Metazoa; Hemichordata; Enteropneusta; Harrimaniidae
Product: aminopeptidase O-like
Cellular component (GO): nucleolus
Molecular function (GO): metalloaminopeptidase activity; zinc ion binding
Source: RefSeq, a predicted model, not a curated record